GAUUUGGCAUGCGCAAUGGAGUUGGCGUGGUUUUGAACAUGUGCUACACGCUUCUAUGUUUUGGAUUGCGUUUCCUUGUGUAGUGCAAACAGUGCGGUAUGUCUCGAAUAAUAGUGAAAAACCUUCCAAAACGGGUAAACGAAGAGAGGCUGCGUCAGCACUUUUCAACAAAAGGUGUAAUUACUGACCUGCAAUUGAAGUACACCAAGGAAGGAGUAUUCCGGAGAUUUGCAUUCAUCGGAUUCCAAAAGGAGGAGGCGGCGCAAUCCGCCAAGCAGUUCUUCCAUGGCACUUAUCUGGACACAUCAAAGUUAGAGGUUGACGUGUGCCGUCCCUUGGGAGAUGCAGAGAAACCGAGAUCUUGGAGCAAGUACUCCCACGAUAGUUCUGCGUACCAGAAAUUGCAUCCAGAAGAGGUCAAGCCCCAAAAGAAAGAACCAGCAAAACCAAAAAAUGCGAACUUUGCGAAGUCUUUCCUGCAAGAUCUCGAAGACAAUGAAGAGUUCGAAGAGUUCCUUGAAGUCCACAAGAAGAAAGGCAACAAGGCAAUUUGGAGCAACGACGCCAUUGCCGCAGAUGCCCAGGCUGCAAAGCUGAACAAGGAACAAUGCAACGAGGAAAAGUCUUCCGAAGGCAAAGAUGAAGGUUACGAUACUUUCCCAGAAGAUAAGGACGGCAAACCCAAGGGAAAGGGAGCUGUCAGCCGCGUGGAAAUACAAGACGAGAAGGAGGAGGAUGUACCCGAGUCGAAGCCGAGUCUUCCGCAGGAAGAAUACAAGUUUAAUAUCAAGGUGAAAGGGCUGCCCUAUAACAGCAAAAAGAAACAAAUCAAGGACUUUUUCAAGCCUGCCAAGGUUGCCAGUUUAAGGGUUCCACCAAAAGUCAAAGGGAUAGCGUAUUUAGGUUUCAAAACAGAAAAGGACAUGAAGCAAGCACUGAAUAAGCAUAAAAGCUUUAUGGGUGGCCGCAGGUUGGACGUGAAAGUUUACAACAAGAAAGUGGUUCAACAGAAACAGUGGAAACAGUUUCCCGGCCUAGAAGACCCAACAGAAACAUUAGCAGACACUGGUAGAAUUUACGUUCGGAAUCUGUCAUACACCGUCACCGAGGACGACAUUGACGACCUCUUCAAGCGUUACGGCCCACUCUCGGAAGUCCACUUGUCAAUGGACAAAUUUACGAGAAAACCUAAGGGGUUUGCCUUCGUGACAUUCCUUUUUCCGGAGCACGCUAUCAAAGCCUUUUCUGAACUGGACGGCAAACUACUUCAGGGCCGCUUGUUACACCUGUUGCCCUCCAAGUCGAAACCAUCGGAAGAAGACAACGAAAGCAGUGGACCCGCUAACUACAAGGAAAAGAAAGCGGCGCAACAAAAAAAGACAAGUGGUAGCUCGCACAACUGGAACACACUUUUCCUCGGCGCGAAUGCUGUGGCCGAUGUGAUGGCAGAACGGUACGACACCACCAAGGAGGAACUACUUGGAACGGAGAGAGGCGACAGUGUUGCUGUGCGGAUGGCUCUCGGAGAAACCCAAAUCGUCAACGAAACACGAAGCUUCCUCGAGAAACAGGGUGUACAGUUGGAUGCCUUUAGCCGUCCAGCAGUACAACGUAGCAAGACAGUCAUCCUGGUCAAGAACUUGCCUGCAAGGACCAAGCAGGAAGAACUGCGAUCGACGUUUGCUAAGUUUGGAGUGCUGAGUCGGGUUGUGCUGCCACCCUGCGGCAUCACGGCAUUGGUGGAAUUUCAGGAGCCCACGGAGGCCCGGACAGCGUUCAGACGUCUUGCUUACUCCAAGUUUAAGGACUCACCCCUCUACCUCGAGUGGGCUCCCACAAAUGUGUUUUCAAAGCCAGCAUUGCACGUGGAUAAGAGCGAAGAAGAUGCGACGGAGAAGGAUGAAGCUGUGAAAGGAAGCGAGGAAGGCGAGAAUCAAGGUGGUGAAAGCGGCAACGAAGCAGAACUGCCUCCUGCUGAGCCUGAUUCAACCCUAUUUGUCAAGAACCUCAACUUUGCCACAAUAGAAGAUUCCUUAAGAAGGCACUUCAAGUCAUGCGGUACCAUCUUGGAAGUUACCAUAGCUACGAAGAAAGACCCAAAGAACAUAGGACAGCAUCUGUCUAUGGGUUACGGCUUCGUACAGUUCCAGAAAAAGAAGUAUGCCAAAAAAGCGCUGAAAGAGCUGCAGCGGUCGCAGCUGGAUGGCCAUGCUCUCGAGUUGAAAAUCUCAAAGAGGGAAACCCAAGAGAGCCAUGUACAGCAACGAAAAGCAGUGAACAUUGGAAAAGGCGGCACAAAGAUUCUGGUUCGAAACGUUCCAUUCCAAGCAUCCAAAAAGGAAAUUACUGAGCUGUUCAACGUGUUUGGAACACUGAGAGAUGUGAGGCUGCCGAAGAAGAUGGCUGGAACUGGGAAGCACCGAGGUUUCGCCUUUGUGGACUUCCUUGCCAAAAAUGAUGCAAAGAGAGCUUUCCAGGCCUUGUGUCAGAGCACUCACCUCUACGGGCGCCGUCUGGUGCUAGAGUGGGCCUCCACAGACGAUGACGAUGUCGAUGAACUACGCCGGAAAACAGCCGAACACUUUAUCAGUGGUCCGUCCAAGAAACGUCUGAAAAAGUCGGAGCUUCAGGCCACCCUCGAUGCACCUCCUGCGGAACACGACGGAGACAGCAGUUAAAAGUAAUUAUAAUAAUAAUAAUAAUAAAAAACGCAAAUACGCA
Molecule: messenger RNA, 2721 nt
Organism: Ornithodoros turicata
Lineage: Eukaryota; Metazoa; Arthropoda; Arachnida; Ixodida; Argasidae
Product: probable RNA-binding protein 19
Exons: 27
Coding region: 99-2678 (859 amino acids)
Cellular component (GO): nucleus; cytoplasm; ribonucleoprotein complex
Molecular function (GO): mRNA binding
Source: RefSeq, a predicted model, not a curated record